Molecule: messenger RNA, 426 nt
Organism: Paramormyrops kingsleyae
Lineage: Eukaryota; Metazoa; Chordata; Actinopteri; Osteoglossiformes; Mormyridae
Source: RefSeq, a predicted model, not a curated record
GCAGUUUUGGGAUUUGUUGGUACCUCUUCUGGGUGAUGGUGUCAUAUGAGAGCCCGGCAGCCCACCCCACCAUCUCGCCCGAGGAGAGGAAGUACAUAGAGGAGAGCAUCGGGGAGUCAGCGGGACUCGUUAAUCCUCUGCAGAAGUUCAAGACUCCUUGGAGAAAAUUCUUCACCUCAAUGCCAGUGUACGCCAUUAUUGUUGCUAAUUUCUGCCGCAGCUGGACUUUCUAUUUGCUCCUCAUCAGUCAACCAGCAUAUUUUGAGGAAGUCUUUGGGUUUGAGAUCAGUAAGGUGGGCAUGCUGUCGGCACUCCCCCAUCUGGUGAUGACCAUCAUCGUGCCCCUCGGGGGCCAGCUGGCUGACUACCUGCGCUCGAAACAGAUCAUGACCACCACCAACGUUAGGAAGCUCAUGAACUGUGGAG